AUGCAGACCUUCUAUACAUCAUCAAAGUCAGUACGUCAAGGUCACCAUAUCAAGGUCACUACAUCAAGGCCACUACAUCAAGGCCACUACGUCAAGGUCACUACAUCAAGGCCACUACAUCAAGGUCACUACUUCAAGGCCACUACUUCAAGAUCACUACAUCACGGCCACUGCAUCAAGGUCACUACCAUUACAUCAAGGCCACAACACCAAGGCCACAACACCAAGGCCACAACACCAAGGCCACUACAUCAAGGCCACUACAUCAAGGCCACUACAUCAAGGCCACUAACUACAUCAAGGCCACUACAUCAAGGCCACUACAUCAAGGCCACUACAUCAAGGCCACUAUACCAAGACCAUUACAUCAAGGCCACAACACCAAGGCCACUACAUCAAGGCCACUACAUCAAGGCCACUACAUCAAGGCCACUACAUCAAGGCCACUAUACCAAGGCCACUACACCAAGGCCACUAUGUCAAGGUCAGCACAUCAAGGUCAGCACAUCGAG
Molecule: messenger RNA, 512 nt
Organism: Cetraspora pellucida
Lineage: Eukaryota; Fungi; Glomeromycota; Glomeromycetes; Diversisporales; Gigasporaceae
Source: the annotation of a GenBank genome assembly